Symphalangus syndactylus (siamang) is the source of this 3439-nucleotide messenger RNA. It is a transcript of the gene DLEU7, whose product is annotated as deleted in lymphocytic leukemia 7. The record is from RefSeq and is a predicted model, not a curated record. NCBI's taxonomy places the organism in Eukaryota, Metazoa, Chordata, Mammalia, Primates, Hylobatidae.
UGGAGAGAGGGAAGAAGCAGCGCUCAGCAUUUCGCUGAUUUUCAAGUGCACACCGAGCAGCGCGUCAGGCGGCUUUGGGUCAGAACACGCCUGAUUCGGACUUCAGGCGAAGGCAGAGGCCAGCACGGGUCACCGAUUCAGAGCCGGGGGCGGGGCCGACCACACACGCUGUGAGACCCAGAGGCCGAGGAGCCGCGGGUUAGAAAAUGUGACCCUGGCGACCCCAACGCCCCCGCCUCCCUCGCUGCUGCUCCACCUGCACGCGGAGCGCGCCGAGCCGCCAGCGGAGGCGAUGGCCAGCCCCGCGCCCUUAGUGGCCUCCAUCAGCCACCAAAUGGUGGCUCUGCAGACCUUGCAGCUGCUGCAGCAGGAGUGGGGCUGGGGGGACGGUCCAGGCGCCCCCGGGAACCCGCGGGACCCGGACCACGUGUCCACCGCUCCGGCCCGUCGCUCAGGCCCGCGGCGGGCCCGGUCGGGGCCCGGGCGCGAGGAGCAGGGCGGGGGCGUGGGGACCAGGAGUCGGCGGACCGCGGCGCGGGCGAACUCCCCAGAGGAGGAGGUAGUGCGAGGCGCUGAGGGGGGCGCGGAGUUGCUGCCCUUCCCCCGGGACCGCGGGCCCUGCACCCUGGCCCGGAUGGCGAUGCGCAGCGCGCUGGCCCGCGUGGUGGACUCGACUUCGGAGCUGGUCAGCGUGGAGCAGACGCUGCUGGGGCCCCUCCAGCAGGAGCAGUCCUUUCCCAUCCACCUGAAGGAUAGUGUUGAGUUUAGAAACAUCUGCAGUCAUUUGGCUCUACAGAUUGAAGGACAGCAGUUUGACAGAGACUUGAAUGCUGCCCACCAGUGUUUGAAGACAAUAGUCAAGAAGCUGAUUCAGUCACUUGCUAAUUUUCCUUCAGAUGCCCACAUGGUAGCCUGUGCUUCCUUGAGACAGAUCUUACAGAAUCUCCCAGACAUAUGAGUGUUAAAGGCAUCGGGAGUAAAACCACAGCCAGCACUGUUGAGAGAACCAGAUACCUUACCUUCCUAAUUGAGUCAGCAGACAAUGGAUGUUUUUAUAUCCAAAGGGGAAAGACUUGAUGGUAUGUGGAGCAGUCUGACCAGUGGCAUCUGUAGCCUUCAGGAUUAUAGCAUGUUAAUGAAAUUUUUUUAAAACAGUAGUUCAUAUUUUUAAGUAUAUUGACCUAUUUGCCGACUUUCUGAUUGAAAUACAUUCUACUUUGUGAAACUGAUUUGAUUAUGUAUGUAUAUAUUCAUAUUAUUAGUUUUUAUUGAAUGAUACCUUAAUUUGUAUUCAUAUUAAUGUAUGUCUAAAGGGUUUAAUGUGGUUAUUUAUAUAAUUAAAGUUCCGUGGUUCUUAAAAUUACCUUGAAUAAAUAUUUGAUAAUUGCUAUGUUCUAUUAAUACUUACUGGACACUUCCUUUUAUAAGAACGACCUUUGUAGGCCUAUAUGUGUCAGUAAUUAUGAGUUUCAACCCUGACAUUAAUAACUUAUUGUUGAGCAGAGAAGAGUUGCUUCUAAACCUUGUGCUUUUAUAUACUAAUUUAAAAACUUAAAGUGAUAGUGAGCUAUGAAGUACCAAUCAUGUAUGAUAUGUAAAUACAAAGCACAGUAUUGUUAAAGUCUCAUGUGGAAAAGUCUAGCUUUUACUGUUUCUAAAUAUUCUGAUUGAAGUAGGAAAUUCUUUAAAAAAAGGGAAGGAGUGGAUCUACUGGCAGGUUUCCCAAACCGUUUAGAGCCAGGAAGAGAGAAGGUGAUUUUUUUUUUUUCAACAACAGUCCACACAUACUUAGGAAAAACCAAAUUUCUUGUUGUUCAAUGAUGACUGUGUUGACAGCCAAAGUAAAAUGCUAUUUUUUCCCUUAAAAUUUUAAUAGAAACAGCAACAGAUUUAGAAAAAAAGAUUAUAGUGAUUAUGUGCAGCUUGUUUUCUGAAAGAAUCAUCAACUGGGUCUGCGUGGUGGGAGUACAAUACUAUUUCUAAGGUAUUAAUAGUAAUCAAAGCCUUUUUAAUCUCACCCACUCUAAUCCUAGUUGGUUCUAAAUGUUUUCUUCCAGAAUCUGAGAAUGAAAGGUAAACAUAUUGCUUCUCUUUGGACGUAAUUGACCAUUUCCAGAGAAGGGAACUAAGUAUAUGAUACUGAAUUCUAAAGGAAAGGCAGACGCUCUGUGUGUCUGUGUGCAUGUGUGUGUGUGUGUGUGUGCUCAUGUGUGUACAUGUGCAUGAGUGUGUGUAGGGGUGAGGUGGGCCAGAAAUAAAGGGCAUUUAUUUCUUCACUUGAUCUUAGGCAAAAGGCUGAGAAGCGGUGGGCAUUUAUUUCUUGAGAAUAAUCUUUGCCACUCAGUUUUCCCACACCUAAGAAACAUUGUAUUCUGGGGGGAUGCCUUUCUUUUAUGAUGAGGUCUUUCUUCCCCCAAGGAAAUUAGCUCUGUACUUUUAAGACCCAUCAUUAUUUAUAUGCUGCCUACCCCAUUGUAAUUAAUGAUUCCCUCAAUGAAUAUUAAGGUGUUUUUUUUUUACCUUACCCAAAGAAAUAGUGAACAUUUUUUAUUUUCUGUCUGUGCUUGUGCUUUUUCCUCACUUUGUACCAUGUUUCCUAUAUGCUGACAAAAAUCCUAUUCAUCCUUCAAGAUCUGAUUUACCCACCACCCACUCCAUGAACCCUCAUGGGCCAUCCUAGCCAGAGGUGAACUCUUCCUCUUCUAAACUCCCAUAGAACACAUUUUGUGCUACGUUUCUGGUGUUUAUCACACGCCAUCUUAAUAGCAUAGCUGUUGGUAAAUCUGCUGUCAAGAUUAGCUUGCUGAAGACAGGGAUUAUCUAGACAUCUUUGUAUGUUGCCUAGCAUCUACAGUUCUUAAAGUUCUAUGAUGCUACUAGAACUUUGUUUGCCCCUACCACCUUUUUACACCCCUCCCCCACCCCAUGCUAACUUCAGUGCCUUAUGUUCUAUGGUUAGUCUGCAUAAUCAAUUGGUGCCACAUGCCACCAGUUCCCUUUGCUUUUUUCCCUUUGGUUGAAUGCUGCUUGCAAAACCCAAUCCCUGGUCAAGUCCAACUCUCUGCCUACUCCACGUCUGUAGAGGAGCUCUGAAUAUGGCUGGAGAAAAACACCCAGCCAUACCAAUCUCACUUCAGCUCAUGGCUCCCAACCUCCAGGGACGCUUGGCAUUCUCCAUUAGCCCUACUUCAUUUCCUAGACCUGCAAUGUUCAGUGUGGUAGCACUGGCCGCACGUGGCUACUGAGCACUUAAAAUGUGGUUCAUCUGAAUUGAGAUGUGCUGAAAAUGUAAAAUGCACACUGGCUUUUGAAAACUUACUACUAAAAAAAAAAGAAUCUAAAAUAUCUUGAUACUGUUUAUACUGAUUACAUGUUGAAAUGAUAAUAUUUUGAAUAUGUUGGGUUAAGUAAAAUAUACCAUUAAAAUUAAUUGUACCUA